AAAAGUUUGGAUGACCCGUGCAGCAGUGAAAUACUGCGGAAGAGGCGACAGAGCUGCAUGAUAAUACAGACUAGACCCACAGGGACCGGGAUCUGAGUGAUACGAACCGGUGAAGGAACACCAGGUGUUCGUUAUUUCACCUGCCUGCGCUGUUUCUGAUCAUCUUCAUAUUUUUUAUUUGUUAUGCUGCUUAGAGAGAAUGGAGGGCUUACUUGGCAUCUGUCUUCUCUGGGCAGUGUUGCAGCGGAGCAACAUGCAAAUUGCUUCACCUGCCACAGUGUUAAACUGCUGUGAAGGGGAUAUUCUCCUUCUGCUGGACUCUUCCGGAAGUGUAUCAAACUACGAGUUCUUUCGCCUGUUGCUCUUCGCCGCCGAGCUGCUUCGCCCCUUCUCAUUGGGCCGUGGGCACGUAAGAGUUGGGCUGCUGCAGGUGGGCACAAACCCUAACCUGGAGUUCGGCCUGGAUGUCCACAACAAUCAGGAAAGUCUGCAGAAAGCUCUGCAGAGUGUCCGCCAGCUGCAGGGGGACACCAACACAGAGGCAGCGCUCAGGGUGGCCCAGCGGCUUUUGACAGAGACAAGCGAGAACGUGCCAAAGAUACUGUUGUGGCUGACUGAUGGUGUGCAGCCUGGAGACGUGGACAGGCCCAUGUCUGAGCUGAAGGCGCAGGGAGUUUCUGUUUUAGCUGUUUCUACAGUACAUGGCAACCACCAGGUGUUACAACGUGCAGUGACACCUCCACGACAAUCUCACCUCUAUUCUGUGGACAUAGAUACCAUAGAAAUCAUCACAGAGGACCUGAGGGAGGCCAUUAUCAAAAUUAUUUGUGCAGAACGGCUGCAUGUGAUUCACUUGACUUCCCACAGUGCUACGCUGCAGUGGCGUCCUGUCCUGAGCGCAGACAGUGGUUACUAUGAGCUCUGGUACAACUCCAUGUGGAAAACGGACAAUGAAACUAGACGUGUUCUGCCAGGUGACUCUAACUGGGUAGAGCUGACCAACCUGCAGCCUGAUACCACCUACACAGCUGCCCUCCACCCAGAGUCCAACCAGAAUCUGUUUAACACACUUUCUGUUAACUUCACCACACUUCCUGAUGUUGUAAGCCCGGCAGUGGUCUCCGUCUCAGACUCUGGCCCUCAUCAGAUCUGUGUGAGCUGGGGUCCCCUGCAGCUGGCUCGAGUCCAGAGAUAUACAGUGGAGUAUGGAGCUAUUCCAAGUGGAGACGUCCACACCAUGACACUACACAGCCAGCAGAACUCUACCAUACUGACCGGCCUGGAGCCGGGCACUCAGUAUCUGGUCACGGUCAGCGCUCUGCAUGUGAAUGGAAAAGAAAGAGCUAUGACUGUAAGGGCAUGCACUCAAGAGGCAUCUCUGCCAGCCCUGGCUGACCUUCAGUUGACCAUAGUGGAGCGUCAGGAGGUUCAGGUAGCGUGGCAGGCCCAUCAGGAAGGUUUGAAAGGCUACUGGCUGAGCUGGGAGACAGAAAGCUCCCGCAGCAUAAAGCCUUCCAUGUCCUCUGUCUACCUGCCUCCUACCUCGCGUUCAACACGUCUCACACACCUUGCAGCAAGCAGUCGAGUGUGUGUGUCCCCGGUCUACAGCUCGGGUCGAGGAGACGGGUUGUGCUGCACUGCAGAGAGGCACACAGAUUCCAGCCAGUGGGGUUAACGACCAUAGUCUGCAUCAAUCAGGCAGCUGGAGGAGCAUUUUGAUUGCUGGAAUGAUCAAGAUUACUUGUGCAGGACAGAAUAUUAUUAUGAGCAUCAUUAUUAUUGUUAUAUAGUUAAAAUGUUCAUCUUGUAAUGAAUUAUCGUGACAGAAAAAGCUUUAUCACAUAACCCCAGCUCUCCAUUCUCACAAUAAUUAUUCCAUAAUUAUUCAUUUUUAUCAUACAUUUGACAGGAACUAAGCUGCUGCAGAGCAAUUAUUAUUUCUCAUUAUGAUUAUAGCCUACUCUUACAAUGUACUGUUACAUAACUACACAUGUAUUUGCUUGAAAUGAUGUGAAACGGUUCAUUCCUUCUUGCAAGUAUUACAAGUUUUUGAGUGGGCAAUGUGUAAGAUCUGGCCACAAUUUGAGUUUGAAACGUUCAGAAAAUGAACUAAUAUUAUCAACAGAAUGUUAAAAGGUUAGUGUUGACGUUAUGUCAAAGUAGUCUAUGUAUUGUAUUGCAGAGAUAUCUACUAAAUUAACAUGGUAACCAGCUCGCCCUGGCCUGUUCUGUCUUGUAAUACCACUUAUACCUUGAGAGGCAAUAGUGAGUCAGUGUAGCGUCCAGCAUCAGUCCAACAUAAGGGGAAGAAGAAGUAGUGUUGCCAUAAAAGAGGAGAUGACACUGCAUCAUAUAUAUCAUCAUAUCAAUGAGGUACAACACAUGCGCAGCAUAAUCGAAGCUGCACUUGCCGAAAGGCUCACUAGCCCCAACAUGAUCAUAAAACAUGAGGAUAAUUCGUUCCUCUGAGAAAGUAGCCAACUGUGUGGGUGAUAAUUACAAUUGGUCAAUUAUUGAAAAGAUCUUUAAUACAAAUGAUUGCUAUUUGAAUAUGUUACAUUGUAUAUUGGCCGCCAUCCAUUUGAGCGUACCCAAAGAGUUCAGUCAGGCCAAAACCUUUUUUAAUCUGCGUCUGCUGUAACCCUCCAACAUGGAGGGUCCAGUUCCCCUGCACGUGUCAUGCCCCAUAACUCAAACCGUGUCCCCGCCUUCAUUCAAUAGCCUCGCCCGAGGUCUUGUCAAUCAUGUUGAGGUACAGCCCCCAGUUAGAGGCAUAGUUAACACAAAUAUGGCUAAAACCUUUAGCAAGAGAAGAUUAUCACCAUGCCAACCAGCAAAAAAAUCUAAAGUUUGUUGGCAAAGAAAUGAUGUGAUAUAAAGAAGCAAAUCACGCGUCAACAUUGGCGUGGCUUUCCACCCCUGGAAGCAGCUCCUGGCGAUAAAGAGAUGAGGUUUGAUGCUGCUCUUGUAAUGUUGGAGCAUGUGGCCAGACAUUACACAUACCUUUAUAAUGUAAUACAUGUAAAGUGGUGUCCUGUAUUUUCCUUCCCAGCUGUACUGAUGUCAAAUCAAAAUGACUGUAAUCCCCUAACAUCUUCCCUUAUAAUAGCAGAAA
Messenger RNA from Cyclopterus lumpus (lumpfish), 3115 nucleotides. Its product is annotated as von Willebrand factor A domain-containing protein 1-like. The coding region runs from base 200 to 1675 and encodes 491 amino acids. The record is from RefSeq and is a predicted model, not a curated record. The transcript is spliced from 6 exons. Lineage: Eukaryota; Metazoa; Chordata; Actinopteri; Perciformes; Cyclopteridae. Gene Ontology annotation, molecular function: protein binding.